AUGGCAACCAUCAACGAAAUUAAACAAGAAUUAAAAGAUGCAAGAGGAGAACAUAAAGAGGCGAAGGAGAAUUUAAAGAGGUGGAAGGAGGACUGGGAGGAGAGGCUGAAGAAUUUGAAGAGGAAGAAAGUAGAAGAAGAUUACAAAGGAGAAAAAGAUGAAUUAGAUGGCGAAAAGGAGUGGCUGGUAAAGAAUAAAGAGAAGUGGGAAGAACAGGUGAUGAAGUUGCAAAAUAAAUUAGCCGAUUUUAAAAAAGAGAAAGUUAAUUUGUCAACAAGAAAGCUAACCUCUGCUAAAAUCAAAGACAUACUUGACAAAUACGUUAAUAAUGGUAAAAACUCUCGCAGAUCACUCUCCAACUCUGAAAAUAUCCCUAAUGACACAGUAGAUAUAUCAACAUAUUUGAAAUUUGUGAGUCGUGAAAAUGCAAUAAUGCAGCUAAUGAAAAAUAUGGACAAAUUACAUCAGCUUGUGACAAAUCCAGGAGAAUAUGCAGAACCUUUGAAAAAUUUAUAUUUUGCUGCUGCUGUAGGAACAGCUGGGAAAGGCAAAACAACGUUUGCUCGACGUGCUAAUGAAAAUGAAGAUAAAUAUCAUGGAGUAGUGAGACCUGAAAUUGCAGUUGCAGUAAAAAAUUAUGAGUUUAAAGAGGAACCCGAGGUUGUAUUUGGAUUAAGAUUACUUUAUGAGGCAAUGAAAUAUAAGCUUAAAAAAACUGAAAUUUCAACUUAUGAGAAUUUUCGUGAAAAAUUUAAGGGACAUUUUAUUGCCCUUAACGAAAUUCUUGAU
Funneliformis caledonium is the source of this 789-nucleotide messenger RNA. The record is from the annotation of a GenBank genome assembly. Lineage: Eukaryota; Fungi; Glomeromycota; Glomeromycetes; Glomerales; Glomeraceae.